Messenger RNA from Helobdella robusta, 216 nucleotides. RefSeq lists its product as hypothetical. Gene Ontology annotation, biological process: regulation of transcription by RNA polymerase II. Lineage: Eukaryota; Metazoa; Annelida; Clitellata; Rhynchobdellida; Glossiphoniidae. Gene Ontology annotation, cellular component: nucleus. The transcript is spliced from 2 exons. The annotation marks the transcript as partial. Gene Ontology annotation, molecular function: DNA-binding transcription factor activity, RNA polymerase II-specific; RNA polymerase II cis-regulatory region sequence-specific DNA binding. The record is from RefSeq and is a predicted model, not a curated record.
AAACCAAUACUGAGCUAUGCAAAUUUGAUCAUAAUGGCCAUUGAAAGUAACUCCGACCUCCAGAUGACCUUGAGCGACAUAUAUGCAUGGAUACAGGAUACGUAUCCUUAUUAUAAGCAUACCUCUAUCGGCUGGAAGAAUUCAAUCAGGCAUAAUUUAUCUUUGAACAAGUGCUUCAUAAGAUUGGACAGGCCAAAAGAGAACCCAGGAAAAGUG